Molecule: messenger RNA, 2958 nt
Organism: Myotis brandtii (Brandt's bat)
Lineage: Eukaryota; Metazoa; Chordata; Mammalia; Chiroptera; Vespertilionidae
Gene: CDK18
Product: cyclin-dependent kinase 18
Exons: 16
Coding region: 39-1508 (489 amino acids)
Biological process (GO): protein phosphorylation
Cellular component (GO): nucleus; cytoplasm
Molecular function (GO): ATP binding; protein kinase activity
Source: RefSeq, a predicted model, not a curated record
GCCCCGGGGUGAAGGUGGAAGGACGCGGGAGGCUCUGCAUGUUCCAGCGCUGGAGGUGGUGGGAGGGGACCUGCUGCCUGGUCCGGCCGAUCAUGAAUAAGAUGAAGAACUUUAAGCGCCGCUUCUCCCUGUCCGUGCCCCGCACCGAGACCAUCGAGGAGUCCCUGACUGAGUUCGCAGAGCAGUUCAACCAGCUCCACAACCGGGACAGUGAGGAUCUGCAGCUUGGUCCUCUUGGCAGAGACGCCCAGCCAGAGUCCAGCACCUUCUCCCCCACCGACGGUGGGGAGGAGCCCAGGCCGCCGUCCCCGGGCAUGCGGUUCCGGCGGCAGAGCCAGCGCCGCUUCUCCAUGGAGGACAUCAGUAAGAGGCUCUCCCUGCCCGCGGACAUCCGCCUGCCCCAGGAAUUCCUGCAGAAGCUGCAGCUGGAGAGCCCGGAGCUGCCCAAACCGCUGAGCCGCAUGUCCCGCCGAGCAUCCCUGUCAGAUAUCGGCUUUGGGAAACUGGAAACAUAUGUGAAACUGGACAAACUGGGGGAGGGCACCUACGCCACGGUCUUCAAAGGGCGCAGCAAGCUGACGGAGAACCUGGUGGCCUUGAAGGAGAUCCGGCUGGAGCACGAGGAGGGGGCGCCCUGCACUGCCAUCCGAGAGGUGUCUCUGCUGAAGAACCUGAAGCACGCCAAUAUUGUCACCCUGCACGACCUCAUUCAUACGGAGCGGUCCCUCACCCUGGUGUUUGAGUACCUGGACAGUGACCUGAAGCAGUAUCUGGACCACUGUGGGAACCUCAUGAGCAUGCACAAUGUCAAGAUCUUCAUGUUCCAGCUGCUCCGGGGCCUCGCCUACUGCCACCGCCGCAAGAUCCUGCACCGGGACCUGAAACCCCAGAACCUGCUCAUCAAUGAGCGGGGGGAGCUGAAGCUGGCGGACUUCGGACUGGCCCGAGCCAAGUCAGUGCCCACGAAGACCUACUCCAACGAGGUGGUGACCCUGUGGUACAGGCCCCCCGACGUGCUGCUGGGGUCCACCGAGUACUCCACGCCCAUUGACAUGUGGGGCGUGGGCUGCAUUCACUACGAGAUGGCCACGGGCAGGCCCCUCUUCCCCGGCUCCACGGUGAAGGAGGAGCUGCACCUCAUCUUUCGACUCCUCGGGACCCCUACAGAAGAGACGUGGCCCGGAGUGACGGGCCAGUCUGAGUUCCGCGCCUACAACUUCCCCCGGUACCUCCCCCAGCCGCUCAUCAGCCACGUUCCCAGGUUGGACUCCGAAGGCAUCAACCUCCUGACCAGCCUUCUCCUGUAUGAAUCCAAGAGCCGCAUAUCAGCAGAGGCAGCCCUGAACCACCCCUACUUCCGGUCUCUGGGGGAGCGUGUGCACCAGCUCCAAGACACUGCCUCCAUCUUCUCCCUGAAGGAGAUCCAGCUCCAGAAGGACCCAGGCGGCCGGGGCCUGGCCUUCCAGCAGCCAGGACGAGGGAAGAGCCGGCGACAGAGCAUCUUCUGAGCUGCGCCCACCCCACUGCGGCCAGAGGGAGAGAGGGCCCACUGAGGGUGGCUUAUGCGGCCCUCGGAGGACAGAGGACGGAGGAUCGAGGGCGAGGCCAGCCCAGAAGACCUCUGGCAGCCCUGCUGGACACAGCUGGGUCCUGACCUGCUCCCCAUGUCUCCCUGGUGGCCUCGGCCCAGACACCAACCCCUCCAUCACCUGCCCUGGGAGGGGGUGAGGGGCAAGGAAGGACCUCGGACGCUUUUCCAUCCCAAAGCCCUCGGGCACCAGUGUGGGGCCCACGGGGCCAGGAGGACCCAGCUGCCGGGCUGAGCACGGUGCCCUGGACAUGCCUCCCCCGGGGCCUGCCUGUCUCACCAGUUUGGUAGAUCCCGUUAUGGGCCCCUCGUUCCCUUCUCCCCUCUGAGAGCAGGAAGCGACAUGGCACCUUUCCCAGGACCCUGGAAUCCUGGGUGCCAGUUUGUGUGCCAAAGCACCUGAGGGGCAGGUGCCCCCAGGGCCACCGGGGAAAUAGUCGGCCUAUCCCCACUCCAUCACCCCACCUGCUCCCAUUCCCCCUCCUGGCCAGAGGCCCUGUAUGCUGCUGGAUGCCUGCUGAGUCCGGCGGCCUGGCACCGCCAGGGGCACUCCUGCGCCUCCGCUGCCCGCCGUCUCCCUAGUCUGAAGGGGACUGACUGCCUUAAGUUGGAAGGUGGGAGCACGCACUGCCCUUGGAGCUCUGACCCGAGCUCCUACCUGCCCAGCCUUUCCCCAGAGCAGCUCCUGCUUGUCGCACCCGCGUGCUGAUAAGCCAGCCCGGGGCCAGGGUCCUGAGGACAGCACCCAGAUAGGCAGGGUCACCCGGCACUGGUGCCAGGCUGGCCUUGGCUCCUUGGGCCUGGCACAGCCUCCCUGCCCUCCUUCCCAGCCCCUGUGGCCCUGUCCUUGCUCCACCCGAUCCUGGCACCAGCCGCCCCAAAGGGUGGUCAUGAGAAGGCGAGUGUAAAUGCCAGCCUGAGGUAGAGGAAGGUGGGGUGGGCCAGCACAGGGGCUGGAAGUCUGAGGGGCCUGGGCCCCUGGAGAAGGGCCUCCCCAGCACCCCUUCCGAGCCUGCCUGCUGUGUCCCCAAGGGCACCUCCACAGGUGGCUGAACCUCGAAUACCAAGGCCAAGGGGAAGCCAGGCCCGACCUUUCCAUACCAGCCCCUGCCCUGCCCGCCCUCCGCCUGAGGGGCAGCCCUGGAGGGUCUUUGCCUCCUGCAGGGCCCUCCCCUCCCCCACGGUACUGGUACUGUGAACGUCCUGGGACUCAGCAGGGAGACCGACGCCAUAUUUAAUUCAUGUACAGAAAGGAGCCGCAGUCUCGCGAAGAAAAGCUGAGUCCGACAGAUUGAUGCCAAAGAUGGAGGCCUUCUGGGCCUCAGGGGUGCGGGUGUGUGUGUGUAUAUGUGUGUGUGUGUAUAUAGUGG